Daphnia pulex (common water flea) is the source of this 2810-nucleotide messenger RNA. Its product is annotated as mucolipin-3-like. Gene Ontology annotation, molecular function: NAADP-sensitive calcium-release channel activity. Lineage: Eukaryota; Metazoa; Arthropoda; Branchiopoda; Diplostraca; Daphniidae. The coding region runs from base 432 to 2453 and encodes 673 amino acids. The transcript has 9 exons. The record is from RefSeq and is a predicted model, not a curated record. Gene Ontology annotation, cellular component: lysosomal membrane; plasma membrane.
CCGUUGUGGGAAAUGGGACCAAAAGUCUCGACUUUCGUUUGUGGAAAAUCUAGUGACCCAUAUUUAUUUAAAGGAUGAUACUGAGACUAUUUUUUGCCCUGUAAAAAGUUGCUAAAAAAUAGUUUUGAAGAUUUGCCAUAUGUGCUUUUCAAGGAUUUCGGAUUUCUCAAGUUUACAAGUUUCGAAUGACCAUAGGAAUAGCUGUUACCAAAAAACGCCUAUUGGAUUCUUUAGAUGCACAUAGUAAACAAUUGAUUAGCAGACAAAGACAAGAACACAGCUUGUCCAGGAAGAAAGGAGAAAUUCUUCAGGGAAAGUCAAAACAAGUGUUCUGUUCCACUUUGAUGGAUUCAAAAAUGAGAUGAUCAGUGUAGGAGUAAAUUUAUGUAUUUUCGACUAGCGACAAUUGUAAACAGUACUGUGUAAAUAGUAUGGCCACACUUGUUGCUUCAGCUUCCGCUGUAUCAAGUCAUGCUUCUGUUCAACCAGAAGAAAACAAUGUAUAUAAUGAUUCUCUGUCUUUCUCGAAUAAUCAAGUUAUUGGGAAAAGAAGAGUCAGCCAAGAUCUAAAAGGCAUUUCCACUACCAAUUCCACUACUGUUGUUUCUUCACCCUCUCAAAGCUUCCCAGUGUUAGGUAAUGAAGUUGGUGAAUGGGUUUCUAAUCAGAAUCAAUUAGUUUUCGAAUAUAAUGGUGAAAUGUUUACAGCAACGAGCACAAACAGCACAGCUGAGUAUGGGGUGACAAUGGAUUCCCCUUUGUUUGCUCAAAGACACUCUCCAGCAGAGGAGAGACUGAAGCGCAGGUUGAGGUUCUUUUUUCUCAAUCCAGUGCAAAAAUGGGCUGCCACCAGAAGGUUUCCAUUCAAAUUGUUCACUCAAAUUAUCAAGAUUAUCUUUGUUACUGUGCAGUUGUGUUUAUUUGCAUCUUUUCGCGAUAGUCAUGUCUUUUAUGCCAGAAACACAGAGGUAGUGUUUUCACAUUUAUUCUUGCAAGAGUGGGAUGUGACAAGAGAAGCACCUCCUUAUCCUCCUGCUGCUGGACCAUUAGCAGUGUAUUCUAAAAAACAAUUUCACGAGUACUUGGACUUUGCAAUAGAAAAUUAUAUUAAUUUGGAAACCAGUUCAAUGGGGGCAUAUUUUCACCUUAAAAAUUCCAAAGGUUCUUGGAUAACCUACUGUCAAACAGAUUACAUCCGCAGCCAGUUUGAGCCAAACAGCAAUGAGUUCAAAUUUGAUAGUAACACAAAUCAAGAAUGCGUGGAAAUACCAAUUGAUGCAGAUGUGUCGGCUUUUAAAAGCGAAGAUUUCCUUCGAGAAAAAAAUAUUACCGUUAGCGGUCUUUCGUUGGUGGAAGCUACUUUGAUGUUCUCUAUUAAAGCAAUUCACUUCAAACCUAAUGGGCCGCUCAAUGGUCCUGAUUGUUACUCUUUCGAUCUUGGGCUCGUGUUCAACAACCAAGGGGAAGACGGCCAGUUGUUGGUCAGUCUAUCGACUUUAGCUAAACAUCUUGACUGCCACGGAAAAGUAAACCCUCCUGUAUCUGAUGGACCUUCCAAGUCCUUCCGCAGUACCGUCAAUAUCUUGGUCAUCCUCAUUUGCGGUUUCUCCUUCUUCCUUUGUGCUAGAGCAGUUAUAAAAGCCCAAUUAUUGAAAUGGGAAACGAGUGAUUUUUUUCAGCGCCAUUUUAAUCGUCGCAUGAGCAAGCAUGAUCGACUUGAGUUUCUUAACUUGUGGUAUGUCCUAAUUAUCAUCGAUGACGUCUUGUUGGUUGGCGGGUCGAUCAUCAAAGAACUUAUGGAAAACCAGCACAUAGAUUCGGACAUGUGGGAUGUAUGCAGCGUCUUACUGGGGACAGGCAACCUGUUUGUCUGGUUUGGAGUUUUACGCUAUUUGGGUUUCUUCCGAACUUAUAACAUGUUGAUCGUGACGCUGAAGAAAGCCUUCCCUUCUGUACUCCGGUUUCUACUUUGCGCAAUGUUGAUCUAUGCUGGAUUCACUUUUUGUGGAUGGCUCAUUUUUGGUCCAUAUCAUUUCAAGUUUCAAACGAUAUCGUCCACAUCUGAAUGUCUGUUUUCGUUGGUCAACGGCGAUGACAUGUUCGCUACGUUUGCUGGCAUGUCUGAAAGGUCGGCGUUAGUCUGGUGGUUCUCAAGACUCUACCUUUAUUCUUUCAUUUCACUCUUCAUUUACGUGGUGCUCUCGCUCUUCAUCGCUCUCAUAAUGGAUACUUAUGAAACCAUCAAGAUGUAUUACACCGACGGUUUUCCGAAAUCGGACCUUCGCCAGUUUAUCGCUAACGACGAUUGCGUCGAUACCAUCCCGGUCUACGAGUCGCAAUCCUGUUUUCCUCAACUUUGGUCACUGUUGACUCGCCGACGACCUGGCUACGAGGUCAUUGACGACGGUCGAAAAGACGAGGAGGCGGAGGAGCGGCAACCUAUUUUAGCAUGAGAUCAUUUGUAAUUUUGAUACAUAAAAUUGGUGAAUUUUCUCGAGGGGUUACGAGAAAAGAAAUCGGCGGAAACGAGAGAUUAAAGUCUAUUAAAAAAACGCAUCCACAAAACGAAAAAUUCUAAUUCAAAUUUCUUUUCUUUUUUUUUUUUUCUCCCGGGGACCAAUGAUUGAAAGCCGUAUGACAAGCAUGAUUCUAUAUACAAUUUGCAUUUAUGUUUUGGCUAUCUUUGUUUUUUCCGUCUCGUUCACAACGGAGUGUUUCUAUGCUUUUAGCGAAAGAAAAAGGUGUUGAGAGAAACCACAUGUAUAUUUCAUCUUAAAAGAGUUCGAAUAAGAAUUGUGUUUACACAAGCA